This is a messenger RNA of Exophiala aquamarina CBS 119918, 1320 nucleotides long. RefSeq lists its product as uncharacterized. NCBI's taxonomy places the organism in Eukaryota, Fungi, Ascomycota, Eurotiomycetes, Chaetothyriales, Herpotrichiellaceae. The record is from RefSeq and is a predicted model, not a curated record. Gene Ontology annotation, molecular function: FAD binding; monooxygenase activity. The transcript has 4 exons. The annotation marks the transcript as partial. Gene Ontology annotation, biological process: secondary metabolite biosynthetic process.
AUGCCUGCGUCCGAUGCGGGGAAGCCGAACAUCAUCGUGGUUGGCGCUGGCUACGCUGGGCUGACGGCAGCGAUCGAAUGCGUUAGACAUGGCAUGCAUGUCACAAUCUUUGAAUCAACAUCUAAGCUCACUCUGCAAGGUGACAUCAUCCAGCUAGCAGCCAACUCGACCAGGGUGCUCGCGAAAUGGGGAGAUGUGUUAGCAGACAUUCGUGCAGAGUCUUCGCUUCCGAAACAGAUGCAAUGCCACAACUCCAACGGCGAGCUUCUCAUCGCUCAGGACCUACCACCGGAUUUUGAUGGUGCGCCAAAUGUCUACACUAACCGCGGUCGAACGCAGAGGAUCAUGUAUGAGUACGCAGCCUCCCUGGGAAUCGAAGUCAAGUUUAACCAUCGCGUGGUUGAUUUCUUCGAAGACGAAGAUGGAGCCGGUGUCGUCGUGGACGAUAAGAAGUUCACGGCAGAUGCUGUUCUCGUGGGCGAUGGCGUCCACAGCAGAGCCCGAAGAGUGAUUACAGGAAAGAUAGAGUCGGCUAAGACGAGUGGCUUUGCUGUUUAUCGAUCUUGGUUUUCGUUAGAUGCCCUCAAGAAUGAGCCAAUACUGGAUGGUAUUGUCAACUCCAAGGAAGACUUGUUCCUGGUUUGGAUUGGUCCCAACACACAUGCGAUCGUUUUGACAAAUGUAAACCUCAGGUCUCUGGUCUGCUUCUGUACCCACAAGGACGAAUACGAGGUCAUGGAAUCCUGGAGCUUUCCUGGCAAGGUUAAGGAUAUGCUUGCAGCCGUUGAUGGUUGGGAUGAACGCCUUCGAGCCGUGAUUAGGAACGUGCCACCGGAGGCGAUCAUUGACUGGAAGCUGCUAUGGAGAGACCCAGCUCAGGUCUGGGUGUCAAAGCUCGGAAGAAUGGCUCUCAUUGGAGAUUCAGCGCACCCUCAUCUGCCAACUUCAGGUCAAGGAGCGGCACAGGCUAUCGAGGAUGGAGCCACAAUUGGAGCAUUGCUUGGUCGAUCUGGGAAGGAAAAGCUACCGCAAGCGCUGCAAGCGUACCAGAAACUCCGUUACUAUCGUACUGCCCUCACUCAGCGCAUGGGGUGGGAGCUGCGACACUUCUGGCAUAAAACCGACUGGGACCUGGUUGCGGCCCAACCUGAAUUGCUCCAGAUGCCCCAACCUCAAUGGCUUUUCGGUGGAGACGCUGAAAAGCUGGUCGGUGAAAGUUACGACGAGGUCAUGAAAGCUGUGGAGGAAGGUACGGAUUUCAGGCCCGAUAACCUGCCAAAAGCCUACGUGCACGAAGACUGGACUGUCGAGAGUAUGAUG